AAUUGAAUAGUCUAUGGAGCGAUGGCUGUCAUCGAGUUUUAUUUUACUAUCAUAGAAAAUAAGAAGAGAAGCUUUGAGUGCACAUAAAAUGAACAUAUUUUCGUGAAUCAUGUACAUGUUUUACAACUUCCCUUUAGGUAUAAGUGAAAUAAUCAUAUAUCUGUAUUUAGAACCAUUAGUGAUGUUUAGUGAAAAAGCUUGUUAAGUUCCGACGAUGGCGUCCGAUGGUGAAAUUUCGUGUGCGAAUGAUCCUAAUUUCGCUGUUAUUUACUCAUUUUUGAAAACAUUUGGCAAACUGUACGGCUUAGAGGUUCCUACGAUAUCUAAAUUACAAGAACUCAUAGAGAAUACACAAGAAGUGUUGGAUCCAUUGAAGGAGUUACACUUGAGACUUCUGCGCCGUGCUCACAAAACGGUGGCUAGCAACAGAUGGGAGAGGUUUAUGAUAAAGUUUUGCCAUCAACAAGGUCAUCAUCAGGAAGCCUGGGAGAUCGAGAGGUUUUCUUACAAGAAAGCUAGCACUCAGGUCAAAUUGAAAGUAUUAAAGUUGUUACUAGAGUACCAAUUUACUUGCCAUCCAAAGUUCAAGAAUGCUGUCAAUGCAAUAUCAUGUAAGGAAUUGAGGUUGGAUCCGAUUGGCAGAGAUAAGAAUGGUUGUGUAUAUUGGCUGCAGGUGGACCAUGAGGCAAAUCUCUGUUUGUAUAAAGAGGAUCAGGAUGAGGAGACAUGGCAACUAGUAGCUAGAACUCGGGAAGAGUUGGUGAAAGUAAUAUCACAAUUGAAAAGUGGUGAGGAUGUGACUCCACUGUUUGCUACUACCACUAAUGUCAAUGAAGACUCCAGUAGUGCAGAGAUUCCACCACAGUUGGAGACAAACAAAUCAGAAGGUGAUGGUGAAGGAGAAAACGAAGAAGAGUUCCUAAGUCCUGAAUCAGAAUCUGAACAUGAAGCUGAUGAACAGAAAACUGAUGAACAGAAAGUUGAAGAACAGAAUGCGGAAGAACAGCAUGCUGAAGAACAUCCUGUACAGGACAUGGUGGAAACUAAACAAGAGGAGCCUCCCAGUAAUACAGAAGAGAAAGAAGAUCCUAUAGAUGAAGAAACAGAGGCAGAAGAAGUUACUGAGAGUAAAGAACAGGUUGUUGAGCCAGAUACAAAAACAAUAGAGGAACAAGAACCAGAAGCAGUUCCUGAACCUGAACCUAAACCUGAUGCUGCACCUGAACCUUUAAAUGCAGAGGAAGAAAAAGCAGAAGCAGAAGUGGAACAUGAAAACCAGCAACCAGCAAAAAGUCCUGAGAAACCAGAGUCUCCAAAGGCAGUAGAAAGUAAUAAAGAAGAAUCAACAGAAGAAAAGCCGACUGAAGAACCAACACCAAGUGAAGAUAUAACACCAGCUGAAGAAAGCAAAGAAGUAGAAAGUGAAAAACUGAAUGAAGAUGAAGUAGGUGAAGCUAUUGAAGAACCAGUAAUGCUGGUCACUGGCGAGGGAAAUGGCGCGGAUUGCGAUAGUUCCUAUAUAAUUGGUGAAGAAAUUUCGGAACCCGUAAUGUUUUUUUAUGGAGAAGGCUGGGGAUAUGACAAUGAUACUGGUAACCCCGAAACCAUAGAACAAGCUCAUAGUCCCGAAGAAAAUUCCACUGAAGAAAAUGGCAAUGAAGAGUGUCUUAAUGGUGAGCAUCCUCACGAACUUUCAAAUUCAAGCAAUAAAAAUAAUUUAGUUAAAAAUGUUAAAUUAAAAAGUGUACCUUCUGUGACGAAAAGAACUUUAAAAAAUCAAUCCAAUGACGAUAGCACAGAGGUGUUAAAUACUGAUUCUAAAAAACAUUGCGUCCGCGACCUAGAUCAAACGGAUGGUAACGCUAAUUCUAAUAAGAAUACAGAAAAUGAAUUAAAAAGAGAAGCUAGUAAUGAUAAAAGUACCACAGAUAGUGAAAGUCCUAAGAAGAAUAAUGCUAAGAAGGGGAGGGGUAAAGUUAAGAAGAAAAGCAAUGUAGCAAGGAAUUUAAACUUAAACAAAAGUACAGAAGUAGUUAACUCAGAGACUGAUAAUUGUCAUGAUAGUAAAACAAGUAUUAUUGAGAAGAGAAAGAGUAGCGUGUCCUCCGUGGACCAAGACGAUACUGUGAACACAGAGAAUGAACAUGAGAAGAGUCCUGACAAAGAGUUAAAAGUAGAAGACCCUUUACCUCCCAAGAAGUUAAGGUUAGAAACCACACCAGAGAGUGACGUAAACACACAUUCCAAUGAAGCAGCCGAUAAUGUAGAGAACAGUGAAACUAAUAAAGACAGUUUGAAUAACGUUGAAAGCAAUGCUAUAGCGCAACGGAAGAAAAUAAAGGCACACAAAGGUAAAUUUAAAAGAAAAAAGAUAGUCAAAAAGGUUGAUGAAGAUGUAGAUAAGAACAGUGACAAAGAAACUAAUGACAAUGGUAAGAAGGAGUGUAAAUCUUUGAAAAGGUCUCUAUUAGAUGCUACGAUGAGCGAUGAUAAGAAUAAAUCCGAAUCUCAAAGCGAAAGUGAAGAUGAUGAACCCAUCACAAGUGGGAAACGUCUUAAAAUUAAACCUAAGAAAAUCAUCACUUCUACCAGAAAAAAAGUGGAAGCCAAACUUCUAGAGAAACAUUCAAGUGACGAAUCUGAGGAAGAGACUCUCUAUAGUAUAGCUGGCAAGAAAACGACAAAGAAAUUAGUUAAAAAGAAAGCAAAGGGGAAGUCUGACAAGGGUAAGUCAAGCAAUGACAAAGGCAAGAGUGGUAGAGGUCGUGGGUCGGACGAUUCUGACGUGGCGCCGAUACGACAGUCGCGGCGGAUCGCACAGAUGAAGAUCAAGGAGGAAGCCGACCGACGGCAUAUGGAGGAAGUCGCGCUGAGGGAACUCAAGAAGAUACAUAAGAAAAAGAACAAAGAAGAAGAGGAAGGCGAGGAGGAGUGGCGUGCCAGUGGAGCGAGCAGCUCUGACGGGGAGCGGCGGCGGCGCAAGUCGCAGUGGCGCUCCGACCACUCCACCGGACCCGAGCCUGACUCCGACUCCGAUGAACCAUUGUUCGAGCUGCAUGAGGAGCCUGAACUUGUUUUCAACAAAUCGGACCAUGAAUUUUCACCGGAAUCUGACUUGGAGAGCGGAGAACCUGUCGGUCCUCUCAAACGAGCUCGUACUUUGCAAGAAAGUAAAGAAGACGCAGACGGUUUCUGCAAGCGUUGCGGCAGUGGCGAGCAACCGGAGUGGAUCCUGCUGUGUGACAGAUGCGACGCCGGGUACCACGCCAGCUGCCUCAAGCCCGUACUGUUCGUCGUGCCCGAGGGGGACUGGUUCUGUCCGCCCUGUAACCAUGACAUGUUAAUAGCAUCGUUAGAAGCAGAACUGGUGAAGUAUGACGAGCUGGUGGUGACAGUGGAAGCGGAGAGGGAACGGAAGAAGCUUGAGGAACCGGAGCCCAAGAGUGAGAAGGAGUCAGAAGAUGAGAAGGAAGCUCAGAAAGAAGAGGAUGAUGAUGAUAAAUCUAGUGACGGCAGCGGCAGCAGCGAUUGGUCGUCGACGUCGUCGUCGGGCGCCGUGUACCGGCUGCGCGCGCGCCGCCAGCUGCCCGUCAGCUACCGCAGCCAGGAGUACGACCGGCUCAUCAGCUCCGCCAUCAAGGAGGAAUACGUAGAAGCUACAACAAGCGCGGGUAACCAGGGUCGAGGCAAGGACAUAUCAACCAUAAUUGAGGCAGCUGAAGAAGAGAAGAUGAAGGCUGAGCGAGAGGCUUUGGAACAGGGCAAACCGAUUGAGAGAAAAACAAAGAAGAAACAACGUCGGAAGCCGAGGAAGCUGAACUCCUUGGAGGUACCUUCGGAGGACGAUGACGAAACCGAUGAAGACUUCAAAGAUACUGGUGGUUUAAGUAUGUCGUCUUCCGAGGACAUAUCGUCGUCGAACGACCGAGGCAGCUCCAGUGAUUCCAGGUCCUCGGACUCGCUGCCUAUCCGACGGACAUGCAGAUCUGAUAAGAAAGGCGAACGUACGAAACUGACGGAAUCUUCGCCAGAAGUGAAGAAGAAGAAGAAAGGCCAGUUCGACGACAGUUCCAGUGAAUCAGCCGGCGCCAAGGAAUGGUCAUCCAAAUCUAAGUCAAAAUCAAAAUCCCGACCUCCGAAGGCGAAGCGGCGCGAUAAAUCAAAGAAGAGACGUAAGCGCAGUGGUUUGACGCAGUACGAUGCGGAAGGUAACGUGAUCCGUGCCCGGGUCACGUACGGGGGUCUUAGUGGGGAUGACGGGGUCAACGAUUGGUCCCCCAAGCACAGAACGAGGCAGAAGAAGAUUAAUUAUACUGAGAUGCCCAAUACAGAGUCUGAGGAUGAAAUGCACAAAUCAAGCGGCAAACACAUGCCGGACAGCUCAGACGAGUACAAAAUCGACACGGACGCAACAACGGACUCUGAUGAUGAACGGGCUAAACGCAAGAAGGCAGAAGAGGAAGAAAUAGACCAGUCUAGCGAGGAGAAGAGGAAGGCUCUCAGUGACUUGAUCAAGAAGACCGCUGUGGUACCGCUUGAGAAGUUACCUGAAGAUGUCACCAAGGCUAAGACUGAGGAGUUACAAGCGCAUCUCAGUAAGUUGUAUGCCCAAGCAGCCCUAAGCGCGCGUCCCGCCCGCGGUCGAGGCAGUCGAGGCGGUCGCGGUAGCAGUGAUGUUUACGGCAGGGGCCCGCGUGGAGGCCGGGGCCGCGGCGGGGGCCCGAGCUCGGGGCCCAGCACGCCGGCGGCGGGGGAUGCACCCGCCAGUGACGACGCACUCGCUAAACUUAUCGGAGUCAAAAUUAAAGAUCUCAGAACGGACGGCUCACCAAUGAAACCUAAUCAAGUGGAAAGGGAGAAAAAGCGACAAGAACGCGAAGCGAAACGAGCCGAGCGUGAAGCGAAGAAAGUGGAAAGAUUACAAAAGAAAGAAGAAAAAGAGAAGAUGAAAGAAAUGAAGGCUAAAGAACGGGAGGAGAAGAGACUCGCGCGACUAGCCAUGCAAGAGAACAAGAGAAUUAAGAAGGAGAAAAUGGAGUUCCCUGUUGGUCCUCCUAUGUCGUACGGUGGUCCUGGUGGCCCCGGUGUUCCAAUCGGACCUGGUGGACCCAUCGGACCUGGUGGACCAGGUGGGUCUGGCCCAAGGCCGCAUGGCUUUGGACCCUCACCGCACAUGCCUAACGAUUUCCAUGAACAACCACGGUUUCCUACCACACCGAGGCUACAGGUCCGUGCGGAGCUCCGCGGAGUACUGACGGGCGACGAGCGACAACUGGCGCGCCCCGACCAUGGCGCCGCGCUCAGGGAAGGUACGCUUUCAGUAGCCGGGUCGCCGCAGCCGUUCAAGCCGAUCACGGAGGAGCCGAGCAUCAUCACGCGGAUGCCGCAUAUGAUCAACCAGCAAUACAGGGGUCCGAUGAUGUACGGCGGCGGCGCGUCGUACGGCGGGCGCGGGCAGCCCGUGUCCAUGUACCCGCUGCACCCCGCGCUGGGCGCGCGACACUACUACCGCCCGCCGCAGCAUGGACCCCACGGCGCAUACCCGCGCCCCUACACCGACCCCGGCGCCGCGCGACCCCACCACAUGCAUGGGGGACCGCCCGGACACGGCGCCAUGCCACCCGGGCACGGACCGCCCACCAGCACGCACGGACCUUCAGGCCACGGCCCGUCCCCUCCUGGUCAUGGCCCUCCUCCUGGCCACGGCCCUCCCCCUGGUCACGGGCCACCACCCGGCCAUGGCCUUCCUCCUCCUGGUCACGGCCCACCUCUUGGUCACGGUCCGUCUCCUGGUCACGGACCCUCACCCGGGCACGGGCCUCCCCCCGGCCAUGGCCCCACUCCCCCAGGCCACGGGCUCCCUCCCCACGGGCCCCCGCACCCCGGCCACGGGCCGCUCGGCUUACAUCGACCGCACGCACCCGGCCCACCCGGGGCGAUGCCUCCUACUUCAAGCCCACACGGACCACCAAACUCUGGCCUGGCAGGCCCCGGCGGACCACUCGCUAUACUCCGCGGUAUGGCUCCAGGUUUAGUGGGUCCCCUCGCCGGGGCACUACAAGGUCGCGAACCACCUUCAGCAUCACCGUCAGCUCCCCCGCGGUCUACGCCACCAGCAGAACAUGAGCCGCCUGUGCGAAUUAAGGCAGAAGUUAAAACUGAACCAGAAUACAAUUCCCCUGCUGGAUCACCCGCGCGGGAACCCACCCCGCCACGUGACGAGCCACCCAGACAUCCCAAAAUAAAACAUACAGAGAACAAAGACCGGCGACCGAGGUACCCGCUCGGGCCGUACGCGCCGCAGUAUGGGCCUUACGGUCCGUAUGCACCAGGCCCUGGGCCAGCUGACCGUCCGGGGCCACCUGGACCUCGCGGGCCUCCUCCGCUACACAACCCUUAUGCAACUGAAGCACGACCUCGGAGUCCUGCGUCUUUAGAGAGACCGCAAUCUCUGGAGAGGCCUCAUUCACUAGAGAGGCCACACUCUUUAGAAUCACCUGCCCACGGACCCCCUGCACAUGGCCCACCCACGCACGGGCCGCCUCCACACGGGCCCCCUACACUGGGGCAGCCACCGCACGGACCCCCCGCGCAUGGCCUGCCAGCACAUGGCCCCCCUCCGCACGGGCCUCCAGUGCACGGGCCGCCAGCGCACGGGCCGCCUGCGCAUGGACCCCCAGCACACGGACCCCCUCCUCAUGGGUCGCCAGUGCAGGGGCUUCCUACGCACGGGCCACCUCCUCAUGGUCCGCCAGCCCACGGGCCCCCUACACACGGGCUGCCUCCGCACGGCCCCCCUGCACAUGGUCCGCCAGCGCACGGCCCUCCCCAUGGGCCAGUGCCCCCCGGGCCGGGUUUCCUAGCCGCGCACCUGCGGCCGAUGUUACGUCCGCCGUACGUGGCGGUGGCGGCGGGGCGCGGCAGCCCGGUGGGCGCCCCCUUCGCGCCGCAGUUCAGUGAAGUAGCGCGGACGUCGCCCGGCGCGCGCGACGAGCUGGGCGCGGCGCCGCUGGUCACGGUGAAGACGGAGGCCGGCGUGGGCCCCCCGCGGCCGGAGGGGGAGGGCGCGGAGGGGGGCUCGGUGUUCGGCGGGCUGGUGAGCUACUUCUCCAGCCAGCACGAGGACGACAUGGACGCGUGACGGACUGUACAUAUGACACCGAGCGAUAGAUAAUUAUAUAUUUAUGCGCCGCGCGCGGCGGCUCGCCCUGUACGAUAUUAUGUGUUAGCGUAGGAGAUUUAGUUUAGCGAUAGGAAGUAAAUAUUAUAUAUUUUGAGUCUUUUUGGUCUCGAAUAGGCGAAUGUAUUAUUAUUUUGGUUAUGUUUAAGUGAGAUUUAUUUAUAUACGACCGAUAGGUACUUACAGUAUACUCUGAAUACGAAUUUUAUUAAAGAGAUCGACGACAUUUUUUUUGAAAAAAUAAAUGUUUUCUCCUACAA
Molecule: messenger RNA, 7440 nt
Organism: Spodoptera frugiperda (fall armyworm)
Lineage: Eukaryota; Metazoa; Arthropoda; Insecta; Lepidoptera; Noctuidae
Product: remodeling and spacing factor 1
Exons: 25
Coding region: 215-7141 (2308 amino acids)
Biological process (GO): regulation of DNA-templated transcription
Cellular component (GO): RSF complex
Source: RefSeq, a predicted model, not a curated record